Messenger RNA from Pelagomonas calceolata, 1102 nucleotides. NCBI's taxonomy places the organism in Eukaryota, Pelagophyceae, Pelagomonadales, Pelagomonadaceae. The record is from the annotation of a GenBank genome assembly.
GCGCAAUAGGCGGCGCCGGGGGCGGCAUCCAAAUAAAACAAGAGCGAGCGCGGCACCGCCGGCGCACCCUAGGUGACCGUUCAAUCAAUCGGGCCCGCCCGACCGCCCCGGCGCGGCGCGCCGCGCCCGGCGCGCCAUGACGGCCAGCAACGCGGACAUCGACGCGCUGCUCGAGCGCGUCUUCCGCAAGGAGACGCUGAGCGAGCGCGAGAUCACGGGCGUCUGCGACCACGUCAAGGAAAUAUUGAAAAGGGAGUCGAACAUGCAGCUCGUGACCGCGCCCGUCGUCGUCGUCGGAGAUAUUCACGGCCAGUUCUACGACCUCUUGGAGUUGUUCCACAUCGCGGGGCGCCCGCCGCACACAAAUUACUUAUUUUUGGGCGACUACGUCGACCGGGGCCACUACUCGCUCGAGUGCGCGACGCUGAUGGUGCUGCUGAAGGCGCGGCACCCGCGGCGCGUGACGAUGAUCCGCGGCAACCACGAAAGCCGGCAGAUCACGCAGGUCUAUGGAUUUUAUGAUGAGUGCCUGCGCAAGUACGGCGACGCGCGCGUCUGGCAGGCCUUCACGCAGCUCUUCGACACGCUGCCGCUGAGCGCGGCGGUCGAGAACCGAGUGUUCUGCCCGCACGCGGGCCUUUCGCCGUCGCUGGACACGGUGGACCACGUGCAGCAGCUGAACCGCUUCCAGGAGAUCCCCCACGAGGGGCCCAUGUGCGACCUCGUCUGGUCGGACCCCGACGAGCGCUGCGGGUGGGGCAUCUCGCCGCGCGGCGCGGGCUACACCUUCGGCGCGGACAUCACGGAGCAGUUCCUGGCGACGAACGACUUCAAGUUCAUCGUGCGCGCGCACCAGCUCGUCAUGGAGGGCUACAGCUGGACGCACCCGAACACGUGCGUCACCGUCUUCUCCGCGCCGAACUACUGCUACCGCUGCGGCAACAUGGCGGCCAUCAUGGAGGUCGGCGACUCCAUCGAGGCGCGCCCCGACUUCGUCAUGUACGAGGCCUCGCCCGACCAGGGCGACAAGAAGGAGCUCAACCAGCGGAUGCCGGACUACUUCCUCUAGGCGCCGCGGUUAGUUGGCUAAAUUUUAGGCGGG